Gordionus sp. m RMFG-2023 is the source of this 1728-nucleotide messenger RNA. RefSeq names its product GATA zinc finger domain-containing protein 14-like. The transcript has 2 exons. Gene Ontology annotation, molecular function: DNA-binding transcription factor activity, RNA polymerase II-specific; RNA polymerase II cis-regulatory region sequence-specific DNA binding. NCBI's taxonomy places the organism in Eukaryota, Metazoa, Nematomorpha, Gordioida, Chordodea, Parachordodidae. The record is from RefSeq and is a predicted model, not a curated record. Bases 1 to 1728 code for a protein of 575 amino acids. Gene Ontology annotation, biological process: regulation of transcription by RNA polymerase II. Gene Ontology annotation, cellular component: nucleus.
AUGAAUAAUGUUGGAAUAUUUGUUUCAGGUUUAGGAGGACCGAGGAAGCAAAGAAGAGAAAGAACGACGUUUACCAGAGCUCAGUUGGAUAUCUUGGAAUCACUUUUUCAGAAAACAAGGUAUCCCGAUAUCUUUAUGAGGGAAGAGGUGGCGCUAAAGAUAAAUUUACCUGAGUCACGUGUUCAAGUAUGGUUUAAAAAUCGGCGAGCCAAAUGCAGACAAAACCAACAACAAUCCUCAUUAUCUAUGAAUAACAACACAUCAAUUCAUAAUAACCAUUAUUCUUCGAUACCUACUAACGAUUUGAACAAUAGUUCACAAAACUCCAAGGUUACAGCCAAUUACAUGCAUAGUAACAAAGCGUCUAUGUCGAUUCUUAACGACGAAGACAAACACAAUUCCCCCAUUUAUAAUACCUCUAUUUCCACGCAAUAUAAACACAAUCAUUUUAGCCCUACCACCAACGAUAACAGUCAUAUGAACAACCUCAGACGAUCCACCAUGUUAUCAACCCCUUCGACAACUUCUUAUCCUUCUUCUUAUUCCUUAGAUUCCGAGACAGUUCAUACCGACCGGAUUCGCAAAAUGUAUAUGAACAUAUGCAAUCAGGAAAAUAAUAGUUUAGUACUCAAAAAUAGGCUAACUUCGACUUGCAAAAAUGAGCAUCGAUCUAUCACGAAUAAACCAGAGAGUUACUCUUUCAGUUCUCCCGAAAAGAGUUUUGAUAACGAAUACACAACCGAGAGAAAAAGGGUUGAUAUCAGGGAGGACUAUUAUGAAAGACAGACAACUAAUAAUAGUAGAUCGGCCGUUUUUCUCAACGAAGUUGUGAGUUUAGAUCAAAAUCCCGAUUAUAGCAAAGAAAGAAAUCGUUAUAAUUAUAACGAUGUACCAAGGCAUUAUGGACACCCUAACUCUUAUAAUAACCAAAUAGCUUCUGAACACGAUAAAAGUAUGAAAACGGAUUCUUAUACGAUGAAGUAUUAUGAAGAUUGUAACAAUGAUAAUCAAAUUGUAGCGGUAAACGAUGGGGCAGAUCGUACUGAUUCAUUUCAACCCGUGUGUAGAAACGAAAUCGAUAUUAAACCCGAUAAAAUUUUCAAAGAAGGUCCACCCGAUCAUACUUUAAGCGAGAUUUCAAGGGCCUACAAUUAUAAUAACCCCAACACUAUCAGUGACACAGUUAGCGGCGUUCAUUCUUUUAACCGGUAUGACUAUGCCUUUAAUUAUAGCACCUACGGAUAUGGAUAUGCCCCAAAUUAUCCUAGCCAUCCUCACCAUCCAACUAAUUUUAAUUCUUCUUACAUUAUAGGUUCCGAUCCAUUCCCCAAUAAUCACUUAUUCGUCGCGGGAUCCCCAAAUCCUCAACAUUUUUUGAGCCAUCAAGCAGGACCACACGCUUUCACUUAUCCCUUUAAUUACGCGCAAGAGAAACCUUACUUUAAUUUGAAUCGCGGGGGAGUUGAGUCUAAUUUAGACUUUGGCCACAUACUAGCUCAACAGUACAAUUGCAAUCACGGAAAUAUGAAUAACGUAAACAAUGACACGAGCAGAUAUCUAAGUGAAACUCUAGAUACCCCUCCAUCAGUUCCUGAUGUAGAUGCCGCAUCCUCAACAUCUAUAAAAAUAGAAAUGACUCACAGUUUGUCGAAUGAUAAUUUAAAAGGACCUAAAACUAUGUACAACUAUUGCGAUUCAAUAAUUAAAGCGGAAGAAAAAGCAAUAUAA